Mizuhopecten yessoensis (Yesso scallop) is the source of this 3767-nucleotide messenger RNA. Its product is annotated as mucin-13-like. Gene Ontology annotation, molecular function: transmembrane signaling receptor activity. Gene Ontology annotation, biological process: toll-like receptor signaling pathway; immune response. The record is from RefSeq and is a predicted model, not a curated record. The transcript has 6 exons. Gene Ontology annotation, cellular component: membrane. NCBI's taxonomy places the organism in Eukaryota, Metazoa, Mollusca, Bivalvia, Pectinida, Pectinidae. Bases 1 to 1926 code for a protein of 641 amino acids.
AUGGGUCGAAGGUGUGGUGAACAGACACUCCCCCUACAGCCUACAACACUCCGGGUCACACCGUCGAAUGAUAGAGCUACAUCGCCCAGUGCUACAUCUAAAUCACACAAUGAAAAAGGUGUAUUGUCCAAAGGUACAUCUACAUCUUCCAGCGGUACAAUAACAACGUCCAGCGGUACAACUACGUCACACAAAGGUACAGCAACAUCAACCAGAGGUACAGCACCAUCGCCCAGCGGUACAGCUACAUCACACAGCGGUACAGCAACAUCAACCAGCGGUACAGCUACAUCGCCCAGUGGUACAACUACAGGUACAUCUUCCAGCGGUACGGAAACCUUGUCAAGCGCUACUGCAACAUCGUCAAGCGGUACAGAAACAUUGACCAGUGGUACAGCUGAGUCGUCCAGCGAGACAGAAACAUUGACCAGGGGUACAGCUGAGUCGUGCAGCGAUACAGAAACAUUAACCAGGGGUACAGCUGAGUCGUCCAACGAUACAGAAACAUUGAACAGUGGUACAGCUAAGUCCUCCAGCGAUACAGAAACUUUGACCAGUGGUACAGCUGACUUGUCCAGCGAUACAGAAAAAUUGACCAGUGGUACAGCUGAGUCGUCCAGCGAGACAGAAACAUUGACCAGGGGAAAAGCUGAGUCGUCCAGCGAGACAGAAACAUUGACCAGUGGUACAGCUAAGUCGUCCAGGGAGCAUGGGAUAUGCGAAAAGUUUUCAAACGGCACCGAACGAUGUCAUUGUGAUACCAACUAUGAGGGAAAGUUGUGCGAUAUCGGGAUGACAUUUGACGAACUGGAAUCAGCUACGUCACACAGCAAUAUAGCUAAAAUGCCAAGUGAUGCAUCUGUAAUAACCCUAUUUCCUGACCUCGACCUUACAUCUGCCAUUACUCCUUCUACAGUUCACGUUUGCUCGCCAAACUACAGAAUGAGACCGCUUCAAGAAAGGAAUUGUGAGAGUUUCCUUUGUGUAUACGGCUAUUGUUACAUUGACCAAACCAACAAAUCAUUUCAAUGUCUUUGUGAUGAUGGUGGACUUGGAGAUGAAUGUAAAGAAAAAUGUUGCUUGCAGUGUUCAGAGCAUGGGAUAUGCGAAAAGUUUUCAAACGGCUCCGAAAGAUGUCAUUGUGAUACCAACUAUGAGGGAAGGUUGUGCGAUAUCGGGAUGACAUUUGAUGAACCGGAUUCAGAUUUGGAGUUAACGCCCUUUGUGGUCAUUCCUAUCGUCCUGGUCCUACUUUUCCUGGCGGCAGGGCUUCUGUUGUUCUGGAUGUGGAAAAAUAGGGUCACAAUCAUCAUGAAAAUAGUCCAUUAUUUUCAAGCGUAUGAAGACGAUGAUGAGAAGAUAUGGGAUGUAUUUAUUUCCUAUAAAUCUGCAGACAUCGACCAAACCUUUGUCCUGCGCGUGCUGUUACCAAAACUUGAAGAGCUUGGCUUCACUGUUUGUCUACACUUCCGGGAAUUCUUACCGGGGGAAUCAAUUGCAAACAACAUCAUCAACGCUAUUAACAACAGCAGAAGAACCAUCCUGAUCUUAACACCUCGCUACGUCAGCAGUGAGUUCACUAGAUUGGAAUACCAGGUGGCCCAGCACGAAAUGCUGAAGAGGAAACAUAAAAUCAUCCCUGUGCUACUUGAGGAUAUUUCAAUGGUAAACGACACUAUGGAUCCCAACUUAAAGCUUAUUCUUCGAUGUGUCACGUAUCUGGAAUACCCUGGUCCUGAUGCUGGUGAAAAUAACACGAAGCGCUUUUGGGAGAAACUUUCAUUAGCUAUGCCAAAGAAAAGGCAAACUGAAGAAAAACAAAAACAACAAAUAGAUGAAAUAACGGAUGAACUAUACAUUGAGGGACCGGUAAACGGUGCAACAACGAAAAAUGAGAAAACACACACGGUAGAUACACACGUUUGACAAAUGGACAGUAUCACAAACAACGGUAAAGCUACUUCGCUCAAGGGUACAGCUUCAUCGCUCAGCAGUACAGCUCAAUCACUCAGCGAUACAUCUAAAUUGUUCAGCGAAACAACUACAUCUUCCAGUAGUACAGCUGCUAAGCGGUAAAUCUGUAUCGCACAUCGGUACAUAAUCCAACGGUACAGCUAUAUCGCACAGCGAUACAACUACCUAACACAGCGGAACAACUACAUCGAACACCGGUAAAGCUUCGUCACACAGCGGUAUAGCUACGUCACACAGCGGUACAGCUACAUCACACAGCGGUACAGUUACACCACACAGCGGUACAGUUACAUCAUACAGCUAUAUAACUACACCAUACUGCGAUACAGCUACGUCACAUAGAGGUACAGCUACAUUACACAGCGGUACAGCUACGUCACACAGCGGUACAGUUACAUCACACAGCGGUACAGUUACACCACACAGCGGUACAGUUACAUCACACAGCUAUAUAACUACACCAUACUGCGAUACAGCUACGUCACAUAGAGGUACAGCUACAUUACACAGCGGUACAGCUACGUCACACAGCGGUACAACUAAAUUACACAGCGAUACAGCUAUGUCACACAGCGAUACAGCUACAUUACACAGCGGUACAGCUACACCACAUAGCGGUACAGCUACGUAACACAGCGGUACAGUUACAUCAUACAGCUAUAUAACUACACCAUACUGCGAUAUAGCUACAUCACACAGCGGUACAGCUACAUCACACAGCGGUACAGUUACACCACACAGCGGUACAGUUACAUCAUACAGCUAUAUAACUACACCAUACUGCGAUAUAGCUACAUCACACAGCGGUACAGCUACACCACAUAGCGGUACAGCUACGUCACACAUCGGUACAGUUACAUCACACCGCGGUACAGCUACGUCACACAGCGGUACAGGUACGUCACACAGCGGUACAGUUACAUCAUACAGCUAUAUAACUACACCACACUGCGAUAUACCUACGUCACACAGCGUGCGGUACAACUAAAUUACACAGCGAUACAGCUAUGUCACACAGCGAUACAGCUACAUUACACAGCGGUACAGCUACACCACAUAGCGGUACAGCUACGUAACACAGCGGUACAGUUACAUCAUACAGCGAUAUAACUACACCACACUGCGAUACAGCUAUAUACGUCACACAGAGGUACAGCUACAUUACACAGCGGUACAGCUACGUCACAUAUCGGUACCGUUCCAUCACAACGCGGUACAACUACGUCACAUAGCGGUACAGCUACACUACACAGCGGUACAGUUACAUCAAACAGCUAUAAUUACACCACACUGCGAUACAGCUAUACGUCAUUGAGCGCGCGUUACAACUAAAUUCAGCGAUACAGCUACAUUACACAGCGGUACAGCUACAUCAUACAGCGACACAGCUACGUCACACAACGGUACAGCUACGCCACAUAGCGGUACAGCUACGCCACAUAGCGGAUCAGCUACAUCGUCGAGUGGUUUAGCUUCAUCGCUCAGAGAUACAGCUACACAUCACUCAGCAGUACAAGUUAAGAUAUCGUAUAGCCCAAUUGUAUUUAGAAACUGGGUGGUAUGAGAGAUUGUCAGUUGAAGAGAGAUAAUGUUUAAUACUUUUCAGUGUCGAUUGUGAAAUUCCUGUUUUACUCGAAUUUCUGCUGUACACUGAUUUGUGUGUGGAAUGGAUAGAACAUUCUACUAGGUGUGUUAAUAGUUUCAGGCAAAAACAAAAUAAUGUGUGUUUCAGGUAGCAUGACUUUAAAAAGAUUGAUGAAGGUUGGUAUUUUGCUUUGUUUUUUGUUUGUUUG